AUGGAGGACUGGAUGGGCCCGGAUGACGAGGAGCAGCCGUACGCCCCGCCGGGAGAUCCCUACGCCAAGGCCUCCGUCGUUUUGGGGGGGAGGCCGUUUCCCAUGGCCACCCCGGGCCGGAGGCGGCUGGUGAUGAAAAGGAAGGUGCUGAGGCACAGGCCCGACGGAGUGGUGGAGGUCUCUGACGAGUCGGUGGCCACCGAGCCCGAGAGCGAUGACACCGUCUCCGAGGGCGAGCUGGAGAGCAGCAGCUUCAGCUCCCUCGAUGAAUCCCCGCAGCCGCGGCCUCGCUGCAACAGCCUCGUGCUCCUCGAGGAUUUGGGGAGCCAGAGCUCUUCCUUUUCGCAGGACGUGGCUGUGGCAGGACCACCCAAAUCCUUCAUCCCUCCACGCUUUGAGCCACUGGGCCAGAACCGGGGCAAAACCGACCGAGUGGCCAAAUAUUUGGAAUAUAAACGAGAAUGGGAGAAAUUUCGGAUCCCGGGAGAGGACCAGCGGCAGGACCUGCGCUGGGCCAUCCGGGAGCAGAUGCUCUGCAGACCCCAGCUCCCCAGCAGAGCGCAGCACCCGGCGGUCCCCAACGCCUACGUCGUGCCCACUGAAAAGAAGCGAGCGGCCCUGCGCUGGGAGGUGCGCUGGGACCUGGCCAACGGCCUCCUGCCCAGAAAACACACCUCGGCGCUCCCCCACGGCCUUUAA
This is a messenger RNA of Mesitornis unicolor (brown roatelo), 699 nucleotides long. RefSeq names its product hydrolethalus syndrome 1 (gene HYLS1). The transcript has 2 exons. NCBI's taxonomy places the organism in Eukaryota, Metazoa, Chordata, Aves, Mesitornithiformes, Mesitornithidae. Gene Ontology annotation, cellular component: centriole; non-motile cilium. Bases 1 to 699 code for a protein of 232 amino acids. Gene Ontology annotation, biological process: cilium assembly. The record is from RefSeq and is a predicted model, not a curated record.